AUGUCUACCAUCAUCAGGCACUACACUACCAUGUCCUCCUCCUCUGUGAAGGGACCUGUAGGUUUUAGUGGGGAAAAGCUGGUCCAUCUUGGUAGAGGUUGCCGAGCCUCAAGCAGUCAUGGUGGGGCUAGUGGCAUUUCUGGCGCCACUACUCACUGUGUCUCCGGGAUUGGAAACACCCUUGGUGGUGGCUAUGGGGGCAUUAGCUACUGCAACAGCUUUACUGGUGGCCUGGGGGGAGGCCUUGGUGGGGGCUUUAGUGGAAGCUUUGGAGGAGGAUUUACUGGUGGCUUUAUGGGUAGAAGUGGAAGUGAUAUCCUUCUGGCCGGGGGUGAGAAGGAAACCAUGCAGAACCUCAAUGACCGCCUGGCUGCCUACCUGGACAAGGUGCGGGCAUUGGAGGAAGCCAAUACCAGCCUGGAGGUCAAGAUCAAGGAGUGGUACCAGAAGCAGGAACCUGGUCCAGACUGUGACUACAGCCCCUAUUUCAGGACAAUUGAGGACCUGAGGAGCAAGAUUCUUUCUGCCACAGUUGAGAAUGCCGGUGUCCUCUUACAGAUUGAUAAUGCAAAGUUGACUGCUGAUGAUUUCAAAAUCAAGCUUGAGACAGAACAGGCAUUGCGCAAGAAUGUUGAAUCUGACAUCAAUGGCUUGCGCAAUGUUCUAGAUGACCUAACCUCAACCAGAAUUCACCUAGAAAAGGAUCUUGAACUUCUCACUGAGGAGUUGCUUCACUUGAAGAAGAAUCACGAAGAGGAAAUGAGGCUUCUUCGAAGCCAGAUGGGUGGAGAAAUCACUGUGGAAAUGGAUGCUGCUCCUGGUGUGGACCUGACGAAGAUCCUAGCAGAGAUGCGUGAACAGUAUGAGAACCUGGCAGAGAAGAACCGCAGAGAUGCUGAGCAGUGGUUCUUCACCAAGACCGAAGAGCUGAAUCGCGAAGUUGCCAUCAAUACAGAGCAACUGCAGAGUGGCAAAUCUGAAGUCAUCGAACUGCGACGCACCCUCCAAGGCUUGGAGAUAAACCUGCAGGCCCAGCUUAGCACGAAAGCAGCACUGGAAGGGACUUUAGCAGACAUAGAAUCUCGCUAUGGUAUUCAGCUUGCCCAGAUCCAGGCUCUGAUUAUCAAUGUGGAAGAGGAGUUGGCCAUCUUGAGAUGUGAUAUGGAGCGCCAGAACCAUGAGUAUAAAAUACUCCUUGAUGUCAAGACACGUCUGGAACAGGAGAUUGCCACCUACUGUCGUCUGCUGGAGGGAGAGGAAGCUUAUAUUUCUUCCCAGUACUCAUCAGCCAUAGCUAACCGAGAGGGUAAGGAUCUAUUGGAAUUCUGA
Molecule: messenger RNA, 1329 nt
Organism: Python bivittatus (Burmese python)
Lineage: Eukaryota; Metazoa; Chordata; Lepidosauria; Squamata; Pythonidae
Source: RefSeq, a predicted model, not a curated record